This is a messenger RNA of Papaver somniferum (opium poppy), 838 nucleotides long. RefSeq lists its product as uncharacterized. The coding region runs from base 119 to 661 and encodes 180 amino acids. NCBI's taxonomy places the organism in Eukaryota, Viridiplantae, Streptophyta, Magnoliopsida, Ranunculales, Papaveraceae. The transcript has 4 exons. The record is from RefSeq and is a predicted model, not a curated record.
AAUAAAUACAUUAAGUCUUUGUUUGAAGUUCAGACGAGAGACAGAAGCAGCAGAGCGGACACAGUGUGCUACAAAGAGAUUCGAGAAGAAUAAUAUAUACAAAUCAGGAGGAGUCGAGAUGAUGAUGGAUAAUGGCAGCGAUGUCGUCGAUGACAAAUGGUGUGAUGAUUACUAUACCGAUGACGCAUCUGAGUUUCACAGGCAGGAGAGGAUUCGGCUUAACAAAUUACAUACAGUUGGCUAUCAUGAAGGUCUUUCAAAGGGGCAAGAAGCUGCUGUACAAGAUGGUUUUACAAAUGGAUUCAAGGAAUCUGUAUCCGUUGGAUAUAACUGGGGUUUAGUUCGUGGUGUUUCUAGUGCAUUGGCAUGCCUUCCAGAUGGUUUGAAGGAAAAGUUAGUUGAAAGCCUAGAAGCAAGAGAGAAGUUUCAGAUGUUGUACACAUCUAUCAGUUCAGUUUCUGAAGAAGAUGCUCUUGGUUUGUAUCGUGAUGAAAUCUUGCGUAAUCAAUCAAAAGAAUAUCCUAAACCUGCAGAAGAGAACUCCACUUCAGAAACCUUGUCAAAUCAUAUCUCAAGAUGCAAUCGUCUUCGUGGUUACUCGGAAGAGCUCAAGGUUCUUCUUCAAUCUUCUGCAAUCGAAGUGCAUUCAGCAGUGGAAUGAGACACGGUGAGGUAACUUCCUCAUGUACAACUACAACUCCUGCUUUAUAAAAAUUGACAAUGACUGAAACUCAGUUUUAACCAUAUAAUGCUUUUUGUAAAAAUUUCUGUCAAUUGCUGUGCUAAAUACUCUGUAUCACAGUUUUGGGAAAUGCAAUAUGGUUAUGGUUAGAUCAGA